AUGAGAAUUUUCCUGAUUUUUGGCGCGCUAGUUGCACUAACUACAGCCUAUCCGCUUACUUCGCCAAACACCGAUCCAGAAGCUCAAAAAAUCGUCGAAGACUUCUUGUUCACUUCUUUCCGAUAUUUUCUACAGGGUAAUCUAACCUUCCUGGAUAAUGACUUCUAUUUGAUGGAUAAUGAGGGAAAUAAAGCUACGAAAUGUAAGAACUUGGAAAUUGCAAGCGGCCACGUGGAUUUUCUAUGACGUGGAAACUGUACUGCUAGCUACCAAGAGGUGUAUCAGUAUAGUUCCCACGUCAUAGCAAAACCACGUGGCCGCUAAAGCGGAAGCUUGCGGUUUACACUCGCUUCGCUCGAAAAAUUCAAAAUUUGGGCAUAGCUUCCGCAUCUCCGCUGAAAUUCCAAUAAAAAUCUGAAAAUGCUGGAAUUUCCCUACAAGGGAUUCCAGUUUUCAGAUUUUUAUUGGAUAAUUCAGAAAAUGGACUUGGAAGUGGUGUUUUCCGAGCGGAGCGAGUGUAGACCGCAAGCUUCCGCGCAGCGGCCACGCGGAUUAAUAUGACGUUUGCCAUAUCAUAGUAAACCACGUGGCCGCUUACACGCAAGCUUGCGGUCUACACUCCCUAGAAGUUGUUUCAGAUCAACUAGAAAUCGCAUUCGGACCACAAUUGACAAUACUUCGAGAAAAAUAUGAGAAUGAUGAAGAAUUUCGAAAGCAAGUUGAUGAACUUUUGAAUCAAAAACGUGAUGGAGAUUGGAGCAAUUGUGUGAUUCAAUUCAUAAAUAAUCGAUUUAUCGAAGUUAAAAUGAUCAAAGAUAAUCUAUUGGUUGGUUAUAUUAUUUUGAAACCAAAUGAUAAUUUUGAGGGAGGUUAUAAAUUGCAUCGAUUGGUAAUUGUUGGAGAGCUUCAAACUGACUAA
Molecule: messenger RNA, 919 nt
Organism: Caenorhabditis angaria
Lineage: Eukaryota; Metazoa; Nematoda; Chromadorea; Rhabditida; Rhabditidae
Source: the annotation of a GenBank genome assembly